AUGGCGGAUUCUGGUUCUGGCUCUGGUCCAGCCAGCUUCUUGACCCGAGCCAAUGCCAUACUUCGAAAAAACUUAACCUAUCAGAGAAGGAACAUAUGGAGUAAUGUUCGACUCGUCAUGAUCCCUUUCUACCUCUGCGUAGUUCUUGUGUGUAUUCAAGCUCUGGUCGAAUCACAGGUUAAUAACUCAGUGGAUAAUCAAUGUGGAUGUGCAUGUAUUGACAAAAGUCACAAAAUUGGAGACGGUAAAUGCGAAAUCAUCUGUGGUAUAGAAUAUUCGUCUAGAAAGCAAGGAGUCUUUUGUGCCAUCCCAAAUCCACAACCAUGGCCUCCUUUGAUGCUAAUUCCGCGUCCUCAGACUCGUGCUAUCAAUGCCAAUUACACCGAUAAAUCGUGCAUGCGGAAAAAUAAUUGUCCUGUAACUAUACUUUUCACUGGGAAUAAUCAAUCCCUUUCAGAAAUUUUAUCUCGAAAUCUUCUUAGGAGGUCUUUUACAAUGAACUCCUCUGACCUCUUGUUUACUUUAGCGAAUAGCGUGUUGUUGGCUACAACAUUUAAGGCAAGUGCCACCAAUUAUCUUGAUGAAGGGAUUGUCUCGGAUACUAGCAUAUACAAUAUCCAACCUCGGUGCCCUCCAAACUCUACGUUUCCAUUCUCAAUCGGACAACCACCUCUCAAUAUUACCAAAGAGAUGAGAUGCGUUCAAGGAUUGAAUCUUUGGAAGAAUAGCUCCAAAGAGAUCAAUAAUGAGAUUUUCAAGGGUUAUCAGAAAGGAAAUUCUGAUAAGGCGAUAAAUGAGAUCGCUGCAGCAUAUGAUCUCUUGGACACAAAUACUACUAACUUCAAUGUGAAUAUAUGGUAUAACGCAACAUACAAGGAUGAAAAAAGAAAUAGGCCUAUUAAGUUGGUCCGAGUUCCACGUUUAGUCAAUUUGGUGUCAAAUGCUUAUCUUCAGUAUUUGCACGGCCCGAGGACAAAGAUAUUGUUUGAGUUUGUCAAAGAAAUGCCGAAAUCAGAAACUAAACUUCGUUUAGACAUUGCGUCUCUAAUCGGUCCCAUUUUCUUCACAUGGGUUGUUCUUCUUCUGAUGCCUGUGAUCUUGACCUCAUUGGUGUAUGAGAAACAGAAACGUCUAAGAAUCAUAAUGCAAAUGCAUGGACUAGGAGAUGGUCCAUAUUGGAUGAUUUCCUAUGCCUAUUUUCUCGCCAUUUCCACGUUAUACAUCAUAUGCUUAAUGAUAUUUGGGUCAGUAAUAGGACUGAAGUUCUUUCUGCUUAAUGACUACAGCUUCCAGUUCAUUUUCUAUUUUCUCUGCAUAAAUCUGCAAAUCUCUCUCGCCUUUCUAGUUUCCUCAGUAUUUUCAAAAGUUGAGACAGCAUCAGCUGCUGCUUACAUAUACGUGUUUGGAUCUGGGCUCUUGGGCAUGUUUCUCUUCCAGUUUCUAAUCGAAGAUAUAUCGUUUCCCAGACGAUGGAUUAUUUUCCUGGAGUUGUAUCCCGGGUUCUCUUUAUUCCGUGGGUUGUAUGAGUUCUCUCGAUAUGCCUUUCGGGGAAACUUGAAUGGGAGGGAUGGGAUUAAGUGGAAAGACUUCGGUGAUAGUACAAUGGAUGAAGUAUUCUCUAUAAUAAUCAUUGAGUGGUUUGUUGCACUCGUUGCUGCACACUAUAUAGAUAAAAUAUCUUCAUCCGGAAAAGACCCUUUGUUUCUCUUGAAAACCUGUUACAGGAAAUCUCCUUCUCCACAAAGGCCUAGCUUGCAAAAACAGGUCUCUGCUGUUUCCGAAGAAAUGGAGAAACUAGAUAUUGCUCAGGAGUGUGAAAAAGUUAAGCAACUGAUGCUUGAGCCGAGCCCAAGGCAUGAGAUUGUAUGUGACAACCUGAAGAAGGUGUAUCCUGGUAGGGAUGGAAAUCCGCCAAAAAUGGCGGUUCGAGGGUUAUCUCUUUCUGUGUCUUCAGGAGAAUGCUUCGGCAUGUUAGGGCCCAAUGGUGCCGGGAAGACCUCUUUCAUCAACAUGAUGACUGGGCUUGUGAAACCAACAUCUGGGACAGGACUUGUUCAAGGUUUGGAUAUAUGCAAUGAUAUGGACAGAGUAUACACCAGCAUGGGCGUAUGCCCGCAGCACGACUUGCUCUGGGAGACGCUUACAGGAAGAGAACAUCUGCUCUUUUAUGGGAGACUUAAGAAUCUCAAAGGCUCUGAUCUCGCCCAAGCUGUAGAAGAGUCUCUUAAGAGUGUGAACCUAUUUCACGGAGGAGUUUCUGAUAAGCCUGCUGGCAAAUACAGCGGAGGUAUGAAAAGACGACUAAGCGUGGCCAUUUCACUUAUUGGGAGUCCUAAGGUGGUUUAUAUGGAUGAGCCGAGCACAGGUCUUGAUCCAGCUUCAAGAAUGAACCUAUGGACGGUCAUCAAACGUGCAAAACAAAAGACUGCAAUAAUCCUAACUACUCAUUCAAUGGAAGAAGCAGAGUUUCUUUGCGACCGACUGGGGAUUUUUGUAGACGGAAGGUUACAAUGCAUAGGGAACCCAAAAGAUCUAAAGGGAAGGUAUGGUGGAUCUUAUGUUUUGACGAUAACAACAACAUCAGAACAUGAACAAGAUGUGGAAAUGUUGGUUCAAGAUGUUUCUCCAAACGCCAAAAAGAUAUAUCACACCGCAGGGACACAGAAAUUUGAGCUCCCAAAAGAGGAAGUUCGGAUCUCGGAAGUGUUUCAGGCGGUGGAGAAGGCGAAAAGCAAUUUCAAAGUGUUUGCUUGGGGACUUGCAGACACAACUCUUGAAGAUGUUUUCAUUAAGGUUGCUAAAACUUCCGAGUCCUUUAAUGUCUUUUCUUGA
Messenger RNA from Arabis nemorensis, 2832 nucleotides. Lineage: Eukaryota; Viridiplantae; Streptophyta; Magnoliopsida; Brassicales; Brassicaceae. The record is from the annotation of a GenBank genome assembly.